This is a messenger RNA of Hyla sarda, 4243 nucleotides long. It is a transcript of the gene TTC21A, whose product is annotated as tetratricopeptide repeat domain 21A. Gene Ontology annotation, biological process: protein localization to cilium; intraciliary retrograde transport. The coding region runs from base 203 to 4141 and encodes 1312 amino acids. Gene Ontology annotation, molecular function: protein binding. The record is from RefSeq and is a predicted model, not a curated record. The transcript is spliced from 29 exons. Gene Ontology annotation, cellular component: intraciliary transport particle A. Lineage: Eukaryota; Metazoa; Chordata; Amphibia; Anura; Hylidae.
ACGCGGACACUGGGGAGACGGGCUGGGGAAUAGAGACUAUUCAGUGGGGAAAACGGGGAUCUAAGGAGAUCCUAAAUGAUCACAUCACGGGGGCCCUGAUCUUAUAGGAGGACGUAGUGAUCCCACUCAGUAAGUGCCAGGCUGGGAUAGAUCCACAGAGAUCUGGAGGAAGGAGCCUUCUUAUCGAUAUAAGGGGAUCAGAAUGGCGGAAAUGGAUCCUGAGAUGCUGGCUUCCAUUAUUUUCUACUGUAAUGAUAAAUACUACCAGCACAUGCAACAUGUAACAAGAGAAGGCCUACAGAAGUAUCACAAUGACCCAGUGCUUUUAUUUUUCAAUGCUUAUAGCAUCUUGAUGGAAGAUCGUUUGCAGGAAGCUAUCCGAGAGCUGGAGUCCAUCAAGGAUGUCCCCGAGGUCUCGAUAUGUGCCAUCAUGUUACUUCUGUAUGCACACAAAAAAAGUGAAGUGGUUGACCGUGAUGCUGUUUCUGAGUUAGAGGCAAAAUUAAAAGAAACUCGCAGAUCAGCCGGACCUAAGGCAUUGUACUACGCAGGCUUACUUCUGUGGCUGCUUGGAAGAAGUGAUAAGGCCCAGGAGUACGUAGACAGGAUGCUGAAAAUGUCCAAUAUGUCUGGGGAGGGCUUGGUGUUGAAAGGAUGGCUGAAUCUAGCUCCUGGGCCAUCUAUUGCAAAAUGUCUUAAAUAUUUUGAGGAAGGGACUAAAGGCAAUAAAGAUUUAUUUGGGAUUAUUGGAAAGGCAGAAUGUCUGAUGAUGCAGAAGAAUUAUUCUGGAGCACUGGAUGUGAUCAACCAAACUAUUAUUAGUUUUCCCAAAUUCAAAGCCGCGCUUACCUUAAAGAUGGAAUAUGUUCUAGCCAUGCAGGAUUGGGAUCAAAGCCUGGAAAUAGCACAGCGACUCCUAACAAUACAGAGGAAUAACAUUGAUGCUCUUCAGAUGAUGGCCAUUUAUUGUCUCACAAGAGAAGGCAAUGUACCCAAGGCACUUAACCAUGUGAAAGAAUUGAUCAGCGCUCUUGAGACAAUGGAACCUCGGAACCCAGCUCUACAUUUCCAGAAGCUCCUUGUAAUUUACAAUUUGUGCGGGAGGAACAGAUUAAUCCUACAAGAGAUCUUUGGCUUCUGUGAGCGCACAUACAGGAUUUCUCAUGCGCAGGCAGAGCUGGCUACAGAACUGGGCCGUCAGCUGAUGUAUCAAGGCAACGUGACGAAAGCGGCUAGCUGGUAUUCCGCAGCCAUGAAAAUAGACGGGAAUCAUGUAGAAGCUCUCAUAGGAAUUAUAUGGUGCCAGAUACUACAAGAUAACCUGGAAGAAGCGGAACAGCAACUUGAAUUCCUACGUGAAGUACAACAGUCCCUGGAAAAAUCAAAGGAACUUUGCUUUGUGGAGGCACUUUUUGCUUCAAAGAGGGGUAAAGAGGAGAAAUUAGUGGUGGAUUAUCUAAAAGAAGCAGUGGAAAUGCACUUUGCAGCAAUACAUGGCCUCCCUCUCGGAGUGGAAUAUUUAGAAAAGCUGAAUCCUAUUUUUAUUGUUAACAUUGUCAAAGAGUACUUGGCAUAUUGUCCGAAACAGCCAACAGGCCCCAGCCAGUCUGCUUCACCCAUCCUGGAAAAGGCUGCUACUAUCCUGGCACCGGUGAUCACAGUAGCACCCUGUUUGCCAGAGCCGCUGUAUUACAUGUCGCAAGUCAUAUAUUUGUCAGGAAACUUUGAUGGAGCACAAGGGACCUUGCAGCGAUGCAUUGAGCUGAACCCCGAGUGGUCUGACGCCCACCUUCUAAUGGCACAGAUACAUUUGUCCCAAGGACAAUAUACAGAAUGCUCACAGUCUCUAGAGACAGGAGUCAGCCACAAUUUUAAGAUGAGAGAACAUCCAGUUUAUCAUCUGAUGAAGGCAAGAGUCUUAAAACAAACAGGAAACGUAUCAGAAGCCAUCCAGAUGUUAAGGAUGUGUAUGAACCUGCCUGAAAUGAAGAGAGGAGCGGGCUCAAGAGAAAAAGCAGACACCCUCAGCAUCAGUGAACGGGUCUCUGUUUACCUAGAACUCGCAGAACUUCUUCGUCUAAAUGGAGAACAGCAUGAAGCUACAAAAAUCAUACAAGAUGCCAUCCAUGCUUUCCGGGGUACCCCAGAAGAAAUUCGGAUUGUUGUGGCCAAUGCCGAUAUGUGUCUCAGCAAAGGCGAUGUGGAAAUGGCAUUAAGUAUGCUGAGAGACGUCAAGCCCAACCAGCCCUAUUACACUGAGGUGAAGAAAAAGAUGGCCGACAUCUAUCUCAAAGUUCGAAUGGAUAAGAAAUUAUACAUUGGUUGCUAUAGAGAGCUGAGCGAACAGCUGCCUGGUGCACACACAAGUCUUCUCCUGGGAGAUGCCUACAUGAAUAUUCAAGAGCCAGAGAAAGCUUUGGAGGUGUACGACCAAGCACAACGGAAGAAGCCAAAUGAUGCAACUCUGGCGAAAAGAGUUGGCCUAUCUCUUGUCAAAACCCAUCAAUAUAAAAAGGCUAUAAACUAUUAUGAAGCGGCUCUGAAGAUGAGUCCCGAGGAUUUCUUAUAUAGUGAUCUUGCAGAACUUUUCAUUAAAAUCAAAAAUUACAGCAAGGCUGAAAGUCUUCUCCAGCACGUCCUGGACCAUGGACCAGUUACUGAUUUGCCUUCUAUGGUUAAUGAUGUCAAGUUCCUUAUGCUACUUGGACAAACGUAUAAAAACUCCAAAAAGGAAUUGUUGGCCGAAACUUUAAGCAAGGCCCUGGAUAUCCAGACUAGGAUACUGAAGCGUGUUCCCCUUGAGCAGCCAGAUAUGAACACAAGGCAGCAACAAGUAGCCUCUAAGAUUAUGGUGCAGCUUGCUGACUAUUACUUAGAGGAGAAGGAUUACCCAAACGCUCUAAAAUACUACAAGGAAGCUAUAUCCUACUCUGACGUAGAUAACAAGGUAUUGCUGAAGAUGACCCAUCUUUUUAUAAUAAUGGAGGACCUGGAUUCCUGUGAAGCACAAUGUAAAGAGCUCCUUCAGGACCCAAGAUAUAAGGAUGAAGCUACAAUGGUGAUGGCAGACAUCAUGUUUCAGAAACAGGAAUAUGACAAGGCAAUAGAAUAUUUUCACCAGGUUCUAAAAAAAACGCCAGAUAACUUUACAGUACUGAGUAAAUUUAUUGAUCUUCUAAGAAGGAGUGGGAAACUUAAAGAAGGACAGCAGUUCUUUGAUAUGGCAUUAGAACAGUCUUCACGAACUACUCUUGAUCCCGGAUAUAAUUUCUGUAAAGGCCUUUACUGCUGGCACAUAGGACAGCCAAAUGAGGCUCUGAAAUUUUUUAACAAGGCUCGCAAAGACAAUGACUGGGGUCAAAGAGCCAUCACCAAUAUGAUCCAGAUCUGUCUGAAUCCAGACAAUGAGAUUGUCGGUGGGGAGGUGUUUGACAGCUCGGAAGAAAAUAACAGUCUUAUAGGGGAAAAGCGGGAUUCAGAGAAGUUGGGAAUUCGGACAGCAGAGAAGUUGCUGAAGGAGUUUCACCCCCGCACUGCACAUGGACAGAACCAGCUAACUAUGCUGCAGUGUCAUUGCCUUAUGGCCACCAGGGACAAAGCCAACAUGGAAACUGCACUAAGUACAUUAACAGAAAUGGCUGCCACUGAGAAAGAGAAUGUCUCGGUGCUCUUGGCAAUAGCUCAAGCUUACAUGAUUCUCAAGCAAACUCCCCGAGCAAGAAACCAGCUAAAGAGGUUGUCCAAAGCUCACUGGACCCUGGAAGACGCCGAAGAUCUUGAAAAGAGUUGGUUGCUGCUCGCUGACAUUUAUAUCAAAUCAGGAAAAUAUGACAUAGCAACAGAUUUACUAAAGCGCUGUCUUAAAUACAAUAAGUCUUGCUGUAAAGCUUAUGAAUAUCUCGGCUUCAUUAUGGAGAAGGAACAGUCUUAUAAAGAUGCGGCUGAGAGCUACAAACUAGCCUGGGAAUAUAGUAGUCAGUCCAGCCCAGCUGUAGGUUUUAGGCUCGCGUUCAACUAUCUGAAGGAUAAGAAGUAUGCAGAUGCCAUAGAUAUCUGCCAUAAGGUACUUAACGCUCACCCCACAUAUCCCAAAAUGAAAAAAGAAAUUCUGGAAAAAGCUCAGGUCAAUCUGAAGCCAUAGGAGCGAGUCUGAUGUCACUUCUGUCCUAUAUGUUCUGUUACUACAGUGUUCUUUUUUUAUAUUUAUGUUACCAAAGAACUGAUCUUUAUAAUAAACAAUUGA